AUGAAUCAACUUGCCUUCGAGGAGUUUGGAGAUUUGCAAGAGCAAAUGCAAGACUUCUCAUCUAGAGUUGAGCAGUAUUUAAGUCAAAAGAGAGGUAGUCUAAUUGAACACAAACAAAAUCAUUAUAUCAAACUAAAUGAAUUGAGGUCACAAGAACAGAAACUACAAGCAGAAAUAAAUGAAAAUAAGACUAAAGAAGAAAAUUUGAAGCUGACGAUAAAGCAGUCUUUGGAGUCAUUACAGUUACAACAAAUAAAAGUAGAUGAAUUGAAGCACAAGCAGAGUGAGCUCUUGGAUCAUAAGAAUCAUUUAGAUAAGGACAUAGAGCAGCUAAGGAAAGAAAUGCUGGAGAUCGAAAGCGACCUCGCCAAGAGCGAGGAUAAUUUAGCCAGGCAGCUAAAGAGAGACUAUCCUGAACUAGUCAAGUUUGAAGUGUACUUGGGUUUGAGAAUCGAAGUAAUAGAUAUUGACAUCAUAAAGUUUGUAUUUACAAAUAUCGACUCUAAUGAUUUUGAGAGACAAUUUUGGUUUGAGCUUCACAUAAAGGAAGACACCUUUCAGAUUAAAAACCCAAAUCCUAGUUUACAACCUGAAACAGUAUCAUCGCUUGAGUCUGAAUUCAAGAAACAUAAGGAAUUCGUAAAGUUUCUAAAGUCGGUACGAAACAAGUUUAAAGACUUGAUAUGA
Molecule: messenger RNA, 687 nt
Organism: Priceomyces carsonii
Lineage: Eukaryota; Fungi; Ascomycota; Pichiomycetes; Serinales; Debaryomycetaceae
Exons: 1
Coding region: 1-687 (228 amino acids)
Biological process (GO): chromosome segregation
Cellular component (GO): Ndc80 complex
Source: RefSeq, a predicted model, not a curated record